Messenger RNA from Etheostoma cragini (Arkansas darter), 2156 nucleotides. RefSeq lists its product as uncharacterized. The coding region runs from base 225 to 1883 and encodes 552 amino acids. Gene Ontology annotation, biological process: regulation of signal transduction. Lineage: Eukaryota; Metazoa; Chordata; Actinopteri; Perciformes; Percidae. Gene Ontology annotation, cellular component: endoplasmic reticulum membrane. The transcript has 16 exons. The record is from RefSeq and is a predicted model, not a curated record.
GGUGGGGGUUGGGUAUUUGUGAUUAGCCUUGAGUUGAUCCCUCGGGAGCAGAUGGUGAAUGGUGGCUUACCUACAGAAGACGCCCUGAAUUCCAGGAGCUAGUUUGUGUCCACGCUGCAAACAGUGGCGCUGAAGUUGACGAAGACAUAGUAAGAAGGCUCAUGAGACAGCAGCGCUCAGAGACAGAUUGAAACCAUUACAUAACUCAGGCAGGACGUGACAUCAUGUGGCUGAGAGACCUGAGUGUUGCCUCCGUUGUGCUACUGCUAUGUGUCCAAUGUCUGCACGGAUCGGCUCUUCCUGCCAUGUCCUCCUAUGAGUUCACAGCCUACCGGAUGCAACAGUACAACUUGGCACAACAUAAGCAUGGUUGCCGUGGAGCUAUCGUGGUGGCAGAGGCACGCUCAGCAGAGGAGCCGGUUCUGACUCGCCGCUGUGUCAUCAUGAAGGUGCUGGACUUCACCACAGACAAAUACCUUGAGGCCAAGAGGCAAAAUGCUGCUGCCAUCCUGAUCCUGCUGCCCAGAAAUAUCUCCAGCAUCCCCCAGGAGACUGUACAGUCUUUCAUGGUGAGUGAGAGUAAAGCCUUGCUAAAGGAGACGCUCAUGCCCGUGUAUGUGGCGCCUGAGGAUGAACAGCUGCUUUACAUGUAUGACGAGGUCAAGCAAGCUGCAGCCACCCGGACCUCAUCUAUAUUCGUUAGAGUCCUUCGAAGCAUGGUCACAGCUACAGCCUUUCAGAUCUUAGUGAGCAACAGUGUUCCUAUUAAGGGCUUCACUGACAACGCCAUUGCAACACUGGAGGGGGUGCUUCCCGGAGCAGGGGAGGAUGUACCCACCAUUGUCAUCACUGCCCACUAUGAUUCCUUUGGGCUGGCACCAUGGUUGGCAUAUGGAGCAGACUCUAAUGGCAGUGGGGUCACCAUCCUGCUCGAGUUGGCGCGUCUCUUCCAAAAGCUUUAUAGUAGCUCAAGCACCAUACCACCAUAUAAUUUAUUGUUCUCCUUAACCGGAGGAGGAAAGUACAAUUUCCUUGGCACAAAGAGAUGGAUUGAAGAGAAUCUGGACCAUGCUGAGACCAGCCUACUUCAUGACAAUGUGGAAUUUGUGCUGUGUUUGGAUACACUGGGCAACAGUGAUGAACUGUACGUGCACGUGUCCCGCCCUCCUAAACCCGAGACGCCCGUGCACUCUUUCCUGCAACAGCUGGAGGAGGUGGUGUCCUCCAGAUUUCCCCAUGUGAAGGUGGGACUGGUCCAUAAGAAGAUCAAUCUUGUGGAGUCCACAGUAGCCUGGGAGCAUGAGCGAUACAGCCUGCGCAAGAUACCAAGUUUCACUCUGUCACAUCUGGAAGACCCCAAAUCUGAGCUCCGUGGCUCCAUGCUAGACACCAUGUCACAAGUGGAUUUCAGGAAAAUGAAGCGUAACGGUAUCAUCGUAGCAGAAGCACUGGCACGUUAUAUGUACAAUCUCUCUGGCAAGGGUUCACCUAAAGAUGUUCAGGUUUUCAAAGGCCAAUUGGACUUUCAUGACGGUCGCAUGUCCAGUCUGAUGUCCUUCCUGACGUCAGUCCCUCGAGCCACCCAGCUGCUGGAUAAGGAGCCCAGUCACAUCCUUCUGGUUAACUCACUGGAGCAUGACUUGAAACGUAACCUGCAGCAAGUUCACAGACAUGCCUUCCGACAGGACAGGAGGGACCCUGAUAUUACCUUUUUUGAUCAAAUGAACCCACCAGUAGUGAUGUACAGAGUGAAGCCUGCUGCCUUUGAUCUCUUCCUCGGGGGCUGCAUUGCUGCUUAUUUGGGGAUUGUUUAUUAUACCAUUCAGAAUUGUGGUUAUCUCUACACAAAGCUCAAAGCAGCAAUGAAAUCCAAACACGAGUAAAUAAGACUGGGAAUACUGAGUCUAUGACCAGGGUUUGGAAGUCUGCAUCGCAAAAUGUUGGAGCUCUGCUUCACUGGCUGUGCAAAACAUGAAAGAAAAGCAACAACAAUCUUCUAAGACUAAUCAAAUGCCCAACUUACAAAGUGUGCAUUUGCUUUGGAAAUGUAUUUUGUCCAUACAUCCACUGUACUGUAAACCAUUUAUUAUAUAAAGAAACUGGAAUUUUGAGAGAUGUACUGUAAACACAAUAAAUAAAGGCGGAGUUUGGGAUUU